AUGGCAUUGGAAAAAGAAAAACUUCCUUUGGGGUAUAAGCCUGGAAAGUCAAGGCUUUAUUAUAGCUCAAGGCCCUCGCCGGGACUAAUUGAAAAAUCAAAAUAUUCUCGAGUUGAUCAUUUUUUUAUUUUCUUAUUACUAGCUUUAGGAGUCAUUGUAAGGCUAUAUAAGAUCCCUUGGCCACCCAGAGUUGUGUUUGAUGAAGUCCAUUUUGGUGGAUUUGCCAGAGAAUACUUCAAUGGUGAAUAUUUUGUGGAUGUACACCCCCCAUUAGCCAAGUUGAUGUACUAUUGGAUUGCAAUUGCAUUUGGAUGGGAUGGAAAUUUUGAAUUUGCUGAAAUUGGUGACGUAUUUGAUGAAAAUGUUCCCUAUGUUCAAAUGAGGUUAUUCUCCGGAAUAUGUGGUGUUUUGAGUAUUUUGACUACAUAUGGUGCAUUGAAGGCAUCGGGUUGUAGAUCAAUGAUUUCAUUUUUCGGAUCGUUUUUGGUCUUGAUCGAAAACUCAUUAGUUACUCAAUCUAGAUUUAUUUUAUUAGAUAGUUCAUUAGUCUUUGCGGCUUCAUUGACUGUUUUUGCAUUUAAGAGUUUUCAGAUCAGUGAACCAUUUACCAAAAGAUGGUUUAAGUUUUUGAUCCUAACUGGGUUUGGUUUAGGUAUAAGCACAUCAAUAAAACUCACUGGUUUAUACGUUGUUGCAUGGGUUGGUUUAUUAACAAUUUAUCAGCUUUGGCAAUUAUUGGGCGAUUUGGAAGUUAGCAUCACCCAAUUGGUAUUUCACUUCGUUUCAAGAGUUUUCGGACUUAUUAUUCUUCCCUUGACUUUGUAUUUAGGGUUCUUCGCAAUUCAUUUCAUGACCUUACCUCUAAAUGGGAGCGGAUCUGGUGCAAUGUCACCUCGUUUCAAGUCAACCCUAGCAGAUUCCGAUGAAAUCAUAAAUAGUCCGGUUGAAGUAUCUUAUGGAAGUACUGUCACCUUGAAGCAAAAUAACUUGGAGGCAUACUUACAUUCACAUGAUCAUAAGUAUGAGUCUGGUUCUGGUGAACAACAAGUAUCUUUAUAUGGUUUUAAUCCUGACCCUAAUAAUCAAUGGAUAAUUGAAACUAAAAAUAAGAAUUGGGAAGGACAACUUCAAAAGAAAUUCAGACCCGUUAAAGAUGGUGAUACAAUCAGGUUAUAUCAUGUUGCCACUGGCAAGUAUUUGCAUGUUAAUGAUGUCAGACCACCGAUUUCCGAACAUGAAUAUUCAAAUGAAGUUUCUUGUAAUGGGACAAGAGAUUUGGCUGGUGAUAUAAAUUACGAAUGGAAAGUUAGAAUAGCUAUGAAAAAAGAUCAUUCCACCAACGACUUACCAUUAAUCAAAGUAAGAACUACUGAAACUGUUUUUCAAUUAAUCCAUAGAGGUACUAAAUGUAUUUUAAUUGGACAUGAAGAAAAACUACCAUCAUGGGGGUUUGGUCAAAAUGAGGUAUUAUGUGUCGAAGAACCUACAAUUCCUAAUAGUUUAUGGUAUGUCGAAACAAACCAUCAUCCACUCCUUGAAAGUGAGAAUUAUCCAACCGUUCAAUUUGGAAAAGUUGGAUUUUUCAGUAAGGUGAUUGAAGUUCAUAAAGCCAUGUUCAGGAUAAAUAAAAGUUUCACUGAGGAUCACUCCUAUGCGUCGGCACCUGAGACAUGGCCAUUUUUGUUAAGAGGUGUUAAUUACUACAGCAAUUCUUUAACCGAAGUAAAAUUAAUUGACGAAAGUGGUAGUCAUAUCUAUUUCUUAGGGAACUUGGCUAUAUAUUACAUUGGAAUCUUUUUAAUAGCAACGGUUGCAUUUAAAUUUGUAUUUUAUGUUAUUAGGUACAUGAAUCCAUUCAAACGUCCAGAUGAUCCAUUAUAUAAAACGGUCUAUUACAAUGGAUCUUUUGAUUUCAUUCUUGGUUGGUUACUUAACUAUUUCCCUUCGUUCAAUAUGUCGAGACAACUAUUCUUACAUCAUUAUCUUGUUGCUGUAUAUUUUUCAAUUUUAUUGAUUGCACAAUAUGGAGAAUACCAACUCAAUGUCAGAAAAAAUAUUGGAACUUUGAUGGUGAUUGCAAUUGCAAGUGCUGCCCUCUACUCUUUCGUCACAUUCACACCAGUGAUAUACGGAACUGAAUGGACUGUUGAUCAAUGUAUCAAAGCAAAAUGGUUCCCGUCAUGGGACUUUGACUGUGUUGCUUAUGGCAAGUGA
Messenger RNA from Hyphopichia burtonii NRRL Y-1933, 2214 nucleotides. It is a transcript of the gene PMT5, whose product is annotated as putative dolichyl-phosphate-mannose--protein mannosyltransferase. The coding region runs from base 1 to 2214 and encodes 737 amino acids. NCBI's taxonomy places the organism in Eukaryota, Fungi, Ascomycota, Pichiomycetes, Serinales, Debaryomycetaceae. Gene Ontology annotation, cellular component: endoplasmic reticulum; membrane. The transcript has a single exon. Gene Ontology annotation, molecular function: dolichyl-phosphate-mannose-protein mannosyltransferase activity. Gene Ontology annotation, biological process: protein O-linked glycosylation via mannose. The record is from RefSeq and is a predicted model, not a curated record.